CCCGUUCCAUUCCUCCACAGUCAGUUACAAUGAACACCGAGCGGACAAAAAUCUGCGAGAAAAGAAUCAAAUUAGCUGAAUUGAAAUUGAGUAAAAUUUUACAUAAGAUUGACACUUUAAAAGUUGACAGUUAUUUUAUAUCGCGUUUAGAUACUUCGGGUUGUAAAACAAACAAUUGUAUUCGUGGUGCGAAUAAAAAGCAUAUAUUUGUCGUCAUUUUGGUUGCUUUAGCGUUCGCAUGUAGAUGGAUUUAUUCUGAAUCAUUGCUUACGGGAUGUUUUGUCCAACUACCCUACGACACCAAGUCCCUGUUCCGGUCCCCCGAGGACUGUUCCAUGUGUGUGGGUGUGACUGACGUCAUUCGUCUGACGAACACCAGCGCGGAGGAGUUUGAGCUGUACGCUUACAGCACGCAGCCCGUCAUUGUGACUGAUGCCACCGACAAUUGGAAAGCUGUUGAGCAUUUCAAUUUCCAUUUUUUCGCCAACUUUUACCGGAGCGUCAAACUGGGGCGACGGAUCAACGAGUGCUUCUACUUCUCCUACAAGUCUGGGCUGAUGUCGCUCGACGAUGUCUUCAGCAUGGAUGAGGCACGAGCUAACCUGUCAGGCGAUCCAUGGUACGUGGGCUGGAGCACAUGCUACGAGGAAGAGACGCGUGCUCUGCGUCAGUACUACGCGCGCCCGUACUUCCUGCCGCCCAGCGCCGAGAGCGAUAUGCUGGACUGGAUCUUCAUGGGCGGCCCGGGGCAAGGCGCACAUAUGCACGUGGACUCCGUCCGGCACAUGUCGUGGCAGGCGCAGAUCCGCGGCCGCAAGCAGUGGCAGCUGGCGCCGCCGCCGGAGUGCCUCUACUCCUGCCGCUGGAUAUCCUUCACCGUAGAGCCGGGAGAGAUCCUGGUGGUGGACACCAACCGAUGGUACCACCAGACGAGCGUGCUGCCCGGAGACAUGAGCAUCACUAUAGGAGCAGAGUACGAUUGAAGCAAUCAACUUGACUUGAUUAAUAAACGGCGCUUAGAACUCGUGUCAA
This is a messenger RNA of Bicyclus anynana (squinting bush brown), 1032 nucleotides long. RefSeq lists its product as uncharacterized. Bases 30 to 983 code for a protein of 317 amino acids. Lineage: Eukaryota; Metazoa; Arthropoda; Insecta; Lepidoptera; Nymphalidae. The record is from RefSeq and is a predicted model, not a curated record. The transcript is spliced from 6 exons.